Cottoperca gobio is the source of this 1907-nucleotide messenger RNA. It is a transcript of the gene sirt4, whose product is annotated as sirtuin 4. Gene Ontology annotation, molecular function: NAD+ binding; histone deacetylase activity, NAD-dependent. The record is from RefSeq and is a predicted model, not a curated record. The transcript has 4 exons. Lineage: Eukaryota; Metazoa; Chordata; Actinopteri; Perciformes; Bovichtidae. Gene Ontology annotation, cellular component: mitochondrial matrix. The coding region runs from base 159 to 1094 and encodes 311 amino acids.
CUGUCACUGACAAAGGUUCCCAUCUUAUAACAGCCUGUGUGUCAUGUUAUUCAACCAACACUUUGGAUCUGCGGACAGUUUGUUGUUGUGCAAGUUAUUAUUAUUAUUAUUAACAGUAACGUUGAACUGUAGGCACCGCCGUAAAUCACAGAUAUAAGAUGAGAUUGCCACGGCGGAUCCUCACACUGCACACAGCACCUUUGAGGAGGGCAUCCUCAGUCCCUCAGGCGGGGAUGGUGGGCUUUGUCCCGGCCUGCAGCACUGCCGAUGCCCACUCCCUGGAGCUGCUGCAGGACUUUGUGUCCCGAGCCAGACGCCUGUUUGUUAUUAGUGGAGCAGGACUUUCAACUGAGUCAGGGAUCCCUGAUUACCGCUCAGAGGGUGUCGGGCUGUAUGCUCGCACUGACAGACGACCCAUGCAGUAUUCAGAGUUUGUCCGCAGUGCAAAGUCCCGUCAGCGCUACUGGGCCAGAAACUUUGUCGGGUGGCCGCAGUUCUCCUCCCAUCAGCCAAACUCUGCACACAAGGCCCUGCAGAGGUGGGAGGAGAGAGGCAAGCUGCACUGGCUGGUGACACAGAAUGUGGAUGCUCUUCACUCAAAGGCAGGACAGAACAGACUGACUGAGCUCCACGGCUGUGCCCACAGGGUGAUGUGUCUUGGCUGUGGUGAAAUCUCAGCACGGGAGGAUUUGCAGACAAGAUUCGUAGCACUAAACCCAGCCUGGAGGGCGCAGACGGGCGCUGUGGCUCCGGACGGUGAUGUCUUCAUAGAGGACGAGCAAGUCCUCCAUUUCAGAGUUCCCUCCUGUGAAGCCUGUGGAGGGAUACUGAAGCCCGAGGUCACGUUUUUUGGAGACACUGUGAGCAAAGCGACGGUACAGUUUGUUCACGACAGACUGGCGGAGUCGGACGCAGUUCUAGUCGUGGGGUCAUCGCUACAGGUAUAUUCGGGAUACAGGUUUUUACUAGCAGCGGGUGAUCGGAAAAUGUCAGUUGCCAUCCUGAACAUCGGGCCCACGAGGGCAGAUCACCUAGCCGAGCUGAAAGUGAGCGGUCGCUGUGGAGAAGUGCUGUCAGUCAUUCGACCUCUCUGACUGUCACGGACAUGCAGCUUGGAUCUACAGUAAAGAGACAAUAGACAACUUCAUCCCACCAGUUAGAGUUUCCAAGCGGUAUUAUUGUUUGCUACACUGCACAGGACACACUGCGUUUUGUUUUACACGAGCUUUCAUUUCCCCAGGAGAUCGGACCUGGAAACAGACAGUGAUGAUGUCAUUGGUCUCUAUACGCAUUACAUUGUGCAAUUUACUUCAUAAUGAUAAGUUAAAGCACAAACAAAAAGUGUCUACUGCCACUUUAAACUGGUCAAAACUACCUCAAACGCAGACAAUACAACAUAAUCAGCUUCAGCAUUACUGUGUUUGGAACUUGUGUGUGUGUGUGUGUAACGUAACAGGAGCGAGGAGUGUGUGCACUUCUCUGCCAGGAGAAUUUGGUGCUAAGUACUGCAAAAACUGACACGUUUACUCUCACCUAUUUUAUGCAAAAUAAGUUUAAAAAGUGUGCCUUCAGUGUUGCUGCUGUGGGUUUUGGCAACAUAGAAGAUGUGCAGGAGAUCAUGCAGCAUGUGUGGUUCUGUCUGAAUGCCCAGAGAUGAAAGCUGAAGGCCGUGAUAUGACGAGAGGACGGAGCCUCAUGGUUCGUAUCCCCAGUCUCUGUCUCCUGAUGCUGCUUUUAUUUAACUUAAAUGAGCUACUAGUUAAAAAAAUAAUGGUUAAGUGCUCUUCUGGUUUGUAAAAUUAAACAAGAUGCUCAUGUUGUAGGUAAGACCCAACAGAGGUGAUUUGACAAUGUUUUGUAAACUAAUAAAAUGUGCUGAAAUCAGCUGAUUUUAAAGGGUGUGAUUU